Molecule: messenger RNA, 255 nt
Organism: Colletotrichum chrysophilum
Lineage: Eukaryota; Fungi; Ascomycota; Sordariomycetes; Glomerellales; Glomerellaceae
Exons: 2
Coding region: 1-255 (84 amino acids)
Source: RefSeq, a predicted model, not a curated record
AUGAUCAAAGUGCCGAUCGGAACUUGGGCGAAGGACGAGCGUCUGAAAGAUCUCGGGUAUAUGAAUUUGGUCCAGAUCACCGAUGGACUCGAAGCUUAUAACAUGAGACUGUUUACCGGAGUCCUUGGGUGGACUCAGAUGGAGGCUCAGGUGCUCUUUGCUGAAUGUCGCAAAGAGAUGAAGUCGAACCUUUACCACGGCCAUUGUCAGUUUCACGUGGUUUAUGGUCAAGUUCCGGAAGCCGACGCGAAGUAA